This is a messenger RNA of Anarrhichthys ocellatus (wolf-eel), 9242 nucleotides long. It is a transcript of the gene myo5aa, whose product is annotated as myosin VAa. Gene Ontology annotation, biological process: actin filament organization. The record is from RefSeq and is a predicted model, not a curated record. Gene Ontology annotation, cellular component: cytoplasm; actin cytoskeleton; membrane. Lineage: Eukaryota; Metazoa; Chordata; Actinopteri; Perciformes; Anarhichadidae. The transcript is spliced from 41 exons. Gene Ontology annotation, molecular function: actin filament binding; ATP binding; microfilament motor activity. Bases 204 to 5759 code for a protein of 1851 amino acids.
UGCAAAGUGAGACACCGAAACCUCAGCAGCCUCAAGCUUUCCAGGUUAUCAUGUCGAUGAGAGACACAUCUUCCCAUUGAGUCCCUGCAGCAGCAGCAUAAACAGGAUUUCUUCCACCGCUACAUAAAUACACAACGAGUCCCAUGCAGCGCGGGGACUUUUAGCCCAGAUUGGAGAAACAACAUAGCGCGUGAGUCCCCGCCAUGGCAGCGUCGGAGCUGUACACAAAGAGUGCUCGGGUGUGGAUCCCCGAUGCAGAGGAGGUGUGGAAGUCUGCCGAGCUCAAUAAGGACUACAAAAAUGGCGACGUCUCCCUGCAGCUCAUGCUGGAGGAUGGAACGAACGUUGAGCACAAGCUGGACCCCAAGACGAAGAACCUGCCUUACCUGCGAAACCCCGACAUCCUGGUGGGCGAGAAUGACCUCACAGCACUCAGCUACCUCCACGAGCCGGCCGUGCUGCACAACCUCAAAGUCCGCUUCGUCGACUCCAAGCUCAUCUACACUUACUGUGGAAUCGUUCUGGUGGCCAUCAACCCGUAUGAGCCGCUGCCUAUCUACGGCACAGACAUCAUCAAUGCGUACAGCGGUCAGAACAUGGGAGACAUGGACCCACAUAUCUUCGCCGUGGCAGAGGAGGCUUACAAACAGAUGGCCAGGGACGAGAGGAACCAGUCCAUCAUUGUGAGUGGGGAGUCCGGAGCAGGAAAGACGGUAUCAGCCAAAUACGCCAUGAGAUACUUUGCGACGGUCAGCGGCUCCACCAGCGAGGCCAACGUCGAGCAGAAAGUCUUGGCCUCCAACCCCAUCAUGGAGGCCAUUGGCAAUGCAAAGACCACCCGAAACGACAACAGCAGUCGCUUUGGGAAGUACAUCGAGAUCGGCUUCGACACGCGCUACCGUAUCAUCGGCGCCAACAUGAGAACGUAUCUGCUGGAGAAAUCCCGAGUGGUGUUUCAGGCCGACGAGGAAAGGAAUUAUCACAUCUUCUAUCAGCUCUGUGCAUCAUCCCAUCUGCCUGAGUACAAGGCGCUGAAGCUGAGCAACGCAAACGACUUCUUGUACACCAGGCAAGGCCGCAGCCCGGUUAUCUACGGUGUGGAUGACACCAAUGAGCUGUCCACCACUCGCAAAGCCUUCACAUUGCUCGGUAUUAAUGAGUCCAAUCAGAAGGGGUUGUUCCAGGUUUUGGCUGCUAUUCUUCAUCUGGGAAACGUGGAGAUAAAGGACAGAGACUCAGACAGCAGCGUCAUUCCUCCCAACAAUCGCCACCUGACGGCGUUCUGCGAGUUGGUGGGCGUGACCUACCAGGACAUGUCUCAGUGGCUGUGCCACCGGAAGCUGAAGACGGCCACAGAGACGUAUAUCAAGACCCUGCCCCGCCUGCAGGCCACCAACGCCCGCGAUGCGCUGUCAAAACAUAUCUAUGCCAAGCUCUUCAACUGGAUUGUGGAGCACGUCAACAAAGCCCUGAUCACCAACAUCAAACAGCACUCCUUCAUCGGGGUGCUCGACAUCUACGGGUUUGAGACAUUUGAGAUCAACAGCUUUGAGCAGUUUUGUAUCAACUACGCCAAUGAGAAACUCCAGCAGCAGUUCAACAUGCAUGUGUUCAAGCUGGAGCAGGAGGAGUACAUGAGGGAACAGAUCCCCUGGACUCUGAUUGACUUCUACGACAAUCAGCCCUGCAUCAACCUCAUAGAGGCCAAGAUGGGCAUCCUGGACCUGUUGGACGAGGAGUGCAAGAUGCCUAAAGGUUCGGAUGAUUCUUGGGCUCAGAAACUCUACAACACCCACCUGAAGGCCUGCUCCCUCUUUGAGAAGCCGCGCAUGUCCAACCGCGCUUUCAUCAUUCAACAUUUUGCUGACAAGGUGGAGUACCAAUGUGAAGGUUUCCUGGAGAAGAACAAGGACACAGUGAACGAAGAGCAGAUCAAUGUGCUGAAGGCCAGCAAGUUUCACCUGCUGGUGGAGCUGUUUCACGACGGGGAGAAAGCCACCAGCCCCACUAGUCAGGUCUCCGGCACCGGAGGCCGGACCCGCCUCAGCAUCAAACCUGACAAGGGCCGUGAAAAGAGCAGCAAGGAGCACAAGAAGACCGUUGGCUGCCAGUUUCGUAACUCGCUGCAAAUGCUGAUGGGUACUUUGAACGCAACAACCCCGCACUAUGUACGCUGCAUCAAACCCAAUGACUUCAAGCUGGCCUUCACGUUUGAUCCUAAACGUGCGGUGCAGCAGCUCAGAGCCUGCGGUGUCCUGGAAACCAUCCGCAUCUCUGCUGCAGGUUUCCCAUCCAGAUGGACGUACCAGGAGUUCUUCAGCCGUUACAGAGUGCUGAUGAAGCAGAAGGACGUGUUAGCUGACAAGAAGUUGACCUGCAGAAAUGUUCUGGAGCAACUGGUGCAGGACCAGGACAAAUACCAGUUUGGUAAGACCAAGAUCUUCUUCAGGGCCGGCCAGGUUGCCUACCUGGAGAAGUUGAGGGCGGAGAAGUUGCGUGCUGCCUGCAUUCGCAUCCAGAAAACCAUUCGCUGCUGGCUGGAGCGCAAGAAGUAUCUACGCAAGCGCAGCUCUGCCAUCACCAUCCAGAGGUUCACCAGAGGAUACCAGGCUCGCUGCCUGGCCAAGUUCAUGCGUCGCACGCAGGCGGCCACCGUUAUCCAGAAGUACCAGCGGAUGUGCGUGGAGAGGAAACGCUACAGACAGAAGCAGGCUGCCGCUCUGGUCAUGCAGACGAUCCUCAGAGCGUACAUGGCCCGGCAGAAGUACCAGGCGUUACGGCGAGAGCACAAGGCGGUGAUCAUCCAGAAGCGCGUCCGCGGCUGGCUGGCUCGGUGCUGGUACAAGCGCUGCCUCGUCUCCAUCGUCUACCUGCAGUGCUGCUUCCGCAGGAUGAAGGCCAGGCGCGAGCUGAAGAAGCUGAAGAUCGAGGCUCGCUCAGUGCAACACCUCAAGAAGCUCAACAAAGGCAUGGAGAACAAGAUCAUGCAGCUGCAGAGGAAAAUCGACGAGCAGAACAAAGACAAGCGGUUGGUCAACGAGAAGCUAGUCAGUCUGGAGACCACCUACACAGCAGAGAGCGAGCGGAUGCGUGGCGAUCUGAGCCGGCUGCGCGGGGUGGAGGAGGACGCCAAGAACAAAGGCAACCAAGUGUCCUCGCUGCUGGAGGAACUGGAGAAGCUGAGGAAGGAGCUGACUUCCACACAGAAGGAGAAGAAGACCAUCGAGGACUGGGCGCAAACCUACAGGAACGAAAUGGAGAAAAUGGUCUCGGAGCUGAAGGAGCAGAAUGGCUUGCUGAAGAAAGAGAAGGACGACUUGAACAGGUCGAUUCAGGAACAGAGUCAGCAGAUGACAGAGAAAAUGGCCCGUGCCAUAUUAGAGGAGACUCAGCAGCUGAAGACCGAUCUGAACGAGGAGCGAUCUCGCUACCAGAAUCUCCUGACAGAGCACCGCCGCCUCGAGGAGAAACACGACGACCUGAAGGAGGAGAUGGUCUCCUCGAACGUCUCAAAGCCUGGCCACAGGAGAACAGAUUCCACCCACAGCAGCAACGGAUCAGAGUACACGUACAACUCAGAGUACGCCGAAUUGGAAGAAGGUUCCCGUGCCGCCGAAGAUGUGACUCGAGGAAUCGACACCUCGCUGACCCUCAAGCUGCAGAAACGUUUAACAGGACUGGAGCAAGACAACCAGUCGCUGCGCAACGAACUGGAAAACAAGGAGGACCAGUUCCAGCGGGCUAGAGCCAGGGAUGACGUUGAGUUUAAAAAGGCUCGUGGGGCAGAGCUGGAAUACGAGUCCCUUAAGCGUCAGGAGCUGGAUUCGGAGAACAAGAAACUGAAACAUGAUCUAGUGGAGAUUAGGCAAAGCCUGCUGGGUAAAGCAGCUACUGGUGCUGGGGCCCCGGGCUCCCCAGCUUACAAGGUGGUCUUGGAGCAGCUCAACGCCUCCUGCGAGGAACUGGAGGUCCGUAAAGAGGAGGUGCUGAUCCUGCGCUCCCAGCUGGUCAGCCAGAAGGAAGCCAUGCACCACAAGGAUGAGAAGGAGACCAUGACCGAGCCUUCGGUCUAUGUCGAGGAUGUGUCCAAACUGAAGGACGCUGAUGAACUCAAGCAAGCGUACAUGGGCCUCAAAGACACCAACAGAUCUGCCGCUCCAGACUUCCAUAAGCUGAAUGAGGACGGAGAGCUGUGGCUGGUUAAUCAGGGCUUAAAGGAAACCAUCAGGCUACUGGAGCACCAGCUGCAGACUCAGCGGAGAGGUUACGAUAACGAGGUGGAGUCGUUGCGCGGCGAGCUGCACAAUGUCAAGGAGGAGAACAACCGUCAGCAGCAGCUCUUGGCCCAAAACCUGCAGCUGCCUCCAGAGGCCCGAAUCGAAGCCAGUCUGCAACACGAGAUCACCCGGCUCACCAACGAGAACCUGGAUCUAAUGGAGCAGUUGGAGAAGCAGGACCGAACCAUCCGCAAGCUGAAGAAGCAGCUGAAGGUUUACUCCAAGAGGAUCGGAGAGAUGGGGGCGGGUCAAGCCGAGGGACAGACGUCUCCAGGACAGAUGGUGGACGAGCCGAUACACCCCGUCAACAUUCCUCGCAGGGAGAAAGAUUUCCAAGGGAUGCUGGAGUACAAGAAGGAGGAUGAGCUCAAACUGGUCAAGAACCUCAUCCUGGAGCUGAAGCCUCGUGGUGUGGCUGUGAAUCUGAUCCCAGGUCUGCCGGCCUACAUCCUGUUCAUGUGUCUGAGACAUGCAGACUACAACAACGACGACCAGAAGGUCCGCACCCUGCUCACCUCAACCAUCAACAGUAUUAAGAAGAUCCUAAAGAAACGAGGAGACGACUUUGAGACGGUCUCCUUCUGGCUGGCGAACACCUGCCGCUUCUUACACUGUCUGAAACAAUACAGCGGAGACGAGGCCUUCAUGAAGCACAACACACAGAGGCAGAAUGAACACUCUCUGUCCAACUUCGACCUGGCCGAGUACAGACAGGUGAUCAGUGACCUGGCCAUCCAGAUCUACCAGCAGCUGAUCAAGUGCAUGGAGAACAUCCUCCAGCCCAUGAUAGUUUCUGGCAUGCUGGAACACGAGACCAUCCAGGGAGUGUCGGGGGUGAAGCCCACAGGCCUCCGUAAGCGAACAUCGAGUAUCGCCGACGAGGGCACCUACACGCUGGACUCCAUCCUGCGGCAGCUCAGCGCCUUCCACUCCACCAUGUGCCAGCACGGCACCGACCCCGAGCUCAUCAAGCAGGUGGUGAAGCAGCAGUUCUACAUCAUCGGAGCAGUCACCCUCAACAACCUGCUGCUGCGCAAGGACAUGUGCUCCUGGAGCAAAGGCAUGCAGAUCAGGUACAAUGUGAGCCAGCUGGAGGAGUGGCUCAGAGACAAAGGUCUAAUGACUUUCGGAGCCAAGGAGACUCUGGAGCCUCUGAUCCAGGCCGCUCAGCUGCUGCAGGUGAAGAAAAAGACUGACGAGGACGCCGGGGCCAUCUGCUCCAUGUGUCUGGGCCUCACCACUGCUCAGAUUGUGAAGGUCUUGAACCUCUACACUCCAGUCAACGAAUUUGAGGAGAGAGUAUCGGUGUCAUUCAUACGAACCAUACAGACUCGCUUGCGAGAUCGUUGUGAGAGUCCGCAGUUGUUGAUGGACACGAAGAUGAUUUACCCGGUCACUUUCCCGUUCAGCCCUUCCUCCCUCGCCCUGGAAACCAUCCAGAUCCCCGGCUCGCUCAACCUGGGGUUCCUCACCCGCGUCUAAACCGAGGCCCCACAGGCCAUGUUGAUGUAGUGGCCACAGUUGGAAUUGCAAGUAAAAAAAAAAAAGAAUAUCAAAAAUUUCAAAUUUUUAUUCACAUAGUUUGAGCAAUUAUGUCAAAAACGUUAAGUGAAAAGCCUCAAAGAGCUUCUAAUUCAAAACAUGGAUUCCCGCUCUCCUAAGAGAUCCUUUGGCUGAUCCUGAACAUUGACACUCAGAAAAUCCGACAAAGAAAACCCCAUCACGUCCUGAACUUGCAACAUGCAUCUGUACAAUACUUGCAUCCUCUGAACGUACACAUGCACGCCUACACUCAUGUGCACUUUCUCUCUUACAAAAACGCACAAAUACACACGACACCCACGGUCGCCGCCGCUGGUUUAAAUCUGUCUGUAAAAGGCCAUCAUCCAUCCACUGCUUGUAAAAAAAAAAACGCCUGCCUCUUAGAGAAGCCACAAGAAAAGCCCAGUCGGGCUGAUAAAAGGUCAAAUCUUGUCAACGCGAGAAUGUACGUAACGAUACACGGGAGCGGGGGCCCAUAACUUGAUGAAUUGUAGUCUAGCUUUGAAUGUUGGGUCUAUAUUUAAUAGGCAAAGUGAAUACUGAGUCCCAGUGGGAAGCCAGCUGAGUGACACCGCGCUAAAGUUAACUCUCUGCACCCCCAUGUUGAGGCAACCUGGACCAGGCUUCGCUCUGUCCUCGUCAUUUCACUCUCUGAACACAGUCGCGCCAAGACAGAACUCACCGUCUGUACUAUAUUAUUUAUACAUAUAUAAAUAUGAAUAAUAUAUAUCGUGUAUUUUAUUUAUUGCAUUUACCUCCGUCCCCACCCUCCCCUUUAUUAGAUUAGAAGCUUUCUCUUUGCAGUAAACAUGUCUGAUGUAUGAAGGCUGGGACCAUCAUUUCCCACAGCUUUGUAAGGACUGUUCUACUUUAGGUCCAUUGUAGGCUGUUUAUGUCAAUAUCAGGUACAUUGUGUCGUAUAGUUUAAGGAGUGCCGGCACAGAUGAUCAUGUGUUAGGUCACGUCUUAACGUAGACAUGUCGAUGUUUAUCCUGCAUUUCGGGCAGAUGCAGUGUAGCACGGGUUUUAACUGAGGAGAGAUUUAGAAGGUACGAGGUUUAAGCUGUGACGAGGGUUUAACCUGCUGUCAUCUACACUGUUUACAGCUGUGACCAGAGCUGAGCGUCACAGGAAACACUGGCACAACGAUAUUUAACACGACACUCUGCUUACUGCUGUAUCACCGGGGGGGGGGUUUCUUCCUCUCUCUACUCGUCUUCUCUGGUCACAGCUCUAGUCAGUGCUUUGAAGCUGUUUUACUAUUAUCAACGUGGAAAUAUUUAUUUCAGUAUUGUCAUUUUUCUUAAGCGUUAAAGCUGUGUAUAUUAUGACCUCAUGUAUCACUGAGCAGAAUGGACAGAAAAGGUUUCUCUGAUGUUGGUUUUGGGGAGUUUGUCCAGCUUUACACCGGUGUGUCCACUGCUUUUAUUCCCACACUAACACGAACUGCAGCUUAGGAGACCUAUUCCUCUCAUGUCUUCCACGCCUUCCUGUUUAGUGGCUAGGAAGGCACAAUAUGGGCCUUUAGAACCAAAAACAAUAGAACAGGUGGAACUGCACUUUUCCCACAUCUCAAUUGCAUGGGGUCACUGGCGUAGAAAGAUAUUUUUGGUCUUUUCUGUUUGGUGCUCCGGUUGUUUUUGGUUCAGAUAUCCAGAGAUAUUUGGUGCUUGCUUUCAAAGGCUGAGGGUGAUUUUGCACCACACCCCGUACUCAGUCAGUGUGGCCACAGUGUGGUGUAAUAACUGCUGCUGCUGCCCUCAUCUAACCUGCAUGGGCUUGGCUUUGCCAGCAUUACUAUUUACCAAGAAAUCAACCGGCAUGCUUUUGUUCUUUUAGUUGUUUGAACAGAGAAACCUAGCUGAGAGUCGUGGGAUGAGUGUCCGGGAAUCUGCCAAUCUACAAAAAGUCCUUUGUCUGCGUUCACAUGGUCCUCGCUGCCUCGUGUUUAGCACUUUCUCCCGUCUACUUCCUGUUGUGCCAUCAGUAUUAACAGUCAACCAAAUUUGCCUCUUGCCCUCAUGUGAACCUUAUUUUGCCUAAUGACCUUACCCUUUCACAAACUUAUUUCACAUAUAGGAGAUUGUGAAUAGUCACCAAAACUGGACUCGGUACACUUUUUUUUUUUUUUUGAUUUAAUAUCUUGUUUAGUUUCAAACCGACCAACACAGGAAAUAAGAGUGAACUUGCUGGUGAAGAUCCAGUAUGUGCUGAGAAAUCAAUAUAUUUUAUCAAGGUGACGUAUCUCAUUAAAAUGCCAUAUUAAUUACAGAUAAAAACAAAUAUUAAGUGAAGUAAAGAGAAGUUCGUGUGUGAAGUUGCUUUGUGUUGCACUUGUAUUUGAGAACAAUGUGAUAUCCGCAUGCUCUCAUUGGGACCACAUGUCAUCAGUCUGCCUUCUGUCACAUCAUUUGGAUUAAUCGGUAGUUUGAAGUAUGGUUUGUUUAAAGAGUGCAUUUCUGUGGCGAGGAAGACGGUAACUGAAGGAAUUAAUUAACCACAUGAAUGUUUUUAAAUUAAUUGUUUCAUGAUUUUAGUCGCACAUUGUUGGACAAAGCCUUAUCUGAAAUGUUUGCUAUCUAAAUGACUUAAACACACUAUCAACAUGGUGGCAUUGUUUUGUUCAGUCAGUGCAGGGUUUUUUUUUCUCCGCUGUAAAAUGAAUAUAAAUUGUUAAAUGGGGUCAUUUUUUCUUUUGAUGAGGUGUCCUUUUGUCCUACAGUUGGUGUCACAGAUGGGUCGCACUGUUUAGCCAUAAAGUCCAGAUGCACUUUUUAGAAGUUGCUGAGGAAGUCGGAUAAAUGAUAGAUGGAUAAGGAUUGUAAAGAUAAAAUCGUUUUUCUUUUGACUCCCACCGCCUUUCUACUAAACUGCGACGCAUUAAGCUUCCUCUACCACAUUCCCUCUGCGAGUGGGCGCUUCACUUUUUUUUCUUGCCGUUUUAUUAAAACUAUGAAUUAAUGCAAGACACAGGUAAGAAGACAAACACUCUUGAAAAAAACCACACGUUUAUUCGUUUUGUUGAGCAGAGCUGUGGCGUCUUGCUCCCCUGGGCUUCUCUUGGGCUCUCAUAGGAGAAAGUGUCAUUCCUUCACUCUGCAUUUUUACAUUAAGGAGAGAGUUGGUUGUACGAUAUGAAGUAGACAUUAUAAAUGACCAUUGUUCUUAUCAGCACUAGUGUUGAUUGUGCCAUUUUAAACAUUGUUAAAGACAGAACAUACAUCAUCACUCCAGCUGUUGUGGUACUGGUGGGAACAUGCUGAAGCCAGUACCAAACGUUUCCUCUCUGACCCAUGUGUACAUUUGACAAACUGGACUGUUUGUAGUUUCUGGUAGCUGUGCUUAGUGAAUGUGUUCACCGUUAAGAAACUUGGAAUAAAUUGUCAAAUCUGUAAAAGUGAAAUAAAAUAAUUCAGCAAAUAA